AUGGACAAGAUUGAACAGAGUUCAAUGAAACGGUCAUGCAAAUACUCGAACGGGAUUGGUUCGUCUAACCAUCCACUCAUAAUCGGCUCAGACAGCAAUGAUCCGCCUCGGCAAAGGCUCGCAAUUGACGGCAGGAUCCACGAGCUGUGCGGUCGUCAGGAAUCUUCCCGGAUACAGAAACCUCAGCAGAGACCUACCAAUGCUGGCGCUGCUGCGCAGUCGAGUCAUUCCAGCGGUGAUCCGAAGGACCAGAUUGGAGCGGAGAGUACCUGGAUCGACUUUAAUGCUGUCUCCUCCGAUCGUAGCCGCAAAGAUGUUCGUUCCCAGGCUGCGCGAGCGAGUGCCGCCGCACGACGAGCGACCCUUGCGAAGAAAGCAGCGAGACAAGGACAACAACCUGGAUCGCUAGUGUUUUCGCUCCCAAUGCCAUCGCCGCCACAAAGGAAAUCCCUGCCGGUGCUAGCUCCACCUGCUAAGACGACUAUCAUUACGACUCUAUCCCCCCAGAGACCCGCGAAUACCGUGGCAGCUCUGGAACAAGCGGUCGUCAGGCAUGCUGUCCAGACGCAGAGUUCGCCUGAUCAGGUCUACUUUCAGCAGAUGGUUGACAUCGUUAUUCGAUUCCUGGAUGACCGGCCUACAUCUCUAUGCCAAGAAGGCGAGAUCUCGCUGGCGCAUAGCUCGAUUCGAUCGAUGCUGUGGAACGCCAUGACGGGCAACACCACGCUAUUCCAGGUCUCUCUGUUCUUGGCUGGCACCUACAGCAACACCUGUGGACUUCCACGCCAGGCUCUGAGGCAUAUCGGAGCUGGACUAGCAGUGCUACGGGGUGCAUCACUUAAUGCUAUCCAGGAGAAACUUGCCGUAGCUGACGCGGAAAGCAUUGCUCCUGUGGCGAUAGCUUUGCUCGCGGGCUGGGAGAGGCGAUACGGCGAUCAACAGUCUUAUGAAGUUCACAUGAAAGCAUGGAAGACACUGGCAAUUGCUGGUCGAAGUCUAGAGGAGCAGAACGUGGCUACUUUGACCGAUCUGGCGCUGGAGAUGUACCGUGGAUCCUUGGACGAUGGUGGACAGCGCACACGAUCCAUGGGCCAUCUGGUCUCCUUACCCGCCGGCUUUCGGGUUUUCGACAUGCGGCGAGUGGAGAUGCGCAGUCUGCUAUCGCUAGUCGCGCAAAUGGCACUAUACGAUCCACACUCCAAGGCUGAGCCGAUGCGCCUCAGACAUGUAGCCCUGGAGAACAUGUCCUGGAGUCCCACCCACACGCACGGCUUUGAGCCAGGUCCAGAUUAUGAAGACUCAUAUGACCCAGCUGUCCUGUCUGCUUUAUACCACGUCCGUGCAGCCAACAUAAACAUCUGCGGCGUGCUACUGCAACAUACCAUGAACGUUCAUAAGAUCUUUUGGAACUUCGACAUGAAAAAUGGAAUGAUAAUCCAUACGAGCUCUUGCCGGCAUCUCCAAACAGAGCUCCUGAUGGGCACGCAGUAUGAGUACAUUGCCCUCUGGGCUAGAUUCAUGCUGUGCGCGAUUGCGCGGGACCCGUUGCAGGAUUCUCUGCUCAUUAGUACGCUGCAUAGGAUGAGAAUCUAUGCCUGGCCGCAAUUGAGAGCUGUGUUUUUGAGCUUGUUGUAUGAUGAUCAGCUGAUGAGCGGGUUUUGUGAGGCUUUGUUCGAUAUUCUUGUAGCACAUCCAGAGUGGGCAGGGGAUGAUCGAAGGCCGUCAACUAGUCUGGUUUCGAGGACGGAGAUCAGCUAUAAGGCGUGA
Messenger RNA from Recurvomyces mirabilis, 1767 nucleotides. RefSeq lists its product as uncharacterized. The transcript has 2 exons. Lineage: Eukaryota; Fungi; Ascomycota; Dothideomycetes; Mycosphaerellales; Teratosphaeriaceae. Bases 1 to 1767 code for a protein of 588 amino acids. The record is from RefSeq and is a predicted model, not a curated record.